UUUACACAUCUUUCUUUUCUCUUCCACCCUUCCAUUCCUCCCGCCCCGUACUCCCGCACCCCCUCGACUUCGAACCGCCAUUCAAAAAUCCGAAGCCAUCCAUCAUCUACGUCUGAACCGAAGCUCCCAACACACAAUCGGUGGCCGAACGCUACUCCAAUGAAGGCUGCUCCCAGCGAAGGACGAUGCUCCAACCGGCCGUAGCUGCUCCAACCGACGAACCCCGCUCCAACCGAUGAGGCGCUACUCCAAGUUCAACGGAAAAGACCUUGAAUGGCCGGAAAUCAGUUGAUGUGAGAUUUGAUGACUUUAAAGAUUUAUUCAAAUUAGUGAGUGUUUAAAGUUUGAAGGUAUGGUGAGAACUACUUUGACAAGACUUGCUGAAAGGGCUUUCGAAUUGCAAAUUCCUAUCCGCGACCACUUUCCUGCUCAAAUAUUACUAUGUUCACAAUUGAAAGACGUUGCAAAGUUGGUGAAAUCAGCUUUGUCUCCUCAGUAGCUUGCUCACUUCGGAAUAUGCCGUGGGGCCAUCUUGUUGAUGUGCUAGACCUUCAGUUCUCUGCACAAAUUGUCCAUAGCUUGUUGUUGAGGCUUGUGUGUGACCAGCCCAAAUAUGAACUAUGGUUUUGCGUCAAUGACGAGUUGUUGAAGUUUACCUAUGCAGAUUUUGAACGCAUAACUGGGUUCUGUUCUAUUAGUCCAACUCUGGUCAUCUCUGAUGAUGAUGAAGGCAAUGGGACGUUGCUAGAUAAGUUCUUCGGUGGUGCCACGGAGAUCAGCUUUGGGACGUUGACGGCAAAGAUGAAGUCAAUAAAGCCGAAAAAGAGAGGGCGAGAGGUUCAAGGAGAGUAAGAAAGCCAAUCCCCAAUACAAAAAUGCAAAACUCACUUUGCACGGCCUUCCUCACGUCCUACAGGUUUGAAGCUUAUGAGAGUCUGCCAGAGCUAGGACGGAGAUGUGCUGAACGCGUUGGCAAUCAUGACAUUCCCUUUCUCACUGGAAGGUUACGGGGUUCUUUCAUUUGCAAAAGCUAAAUGAACUGAUUUUCAAGGAUCAUUACGAUGAGGAAGACGAGGAAGACGAUGGUGAAGAUGAUGAUGGCUUCAAAUCCAGGAUGAUGGAAGAAAUGAAAAAGCUACGGGCGGAAGUGGUGUCUCUGGAGGCAAGGCUGAAAGCAAUGGAAGACAUGAUGAAUGUCGGGAGUGUGCAUGGCUGAGGAGAAGCAUGAUGAAGAUGCCAAGCAUCAUGCUGAUGAAGAUGAAGAUGCCAAGAAUGAUGAAGUUCCAGUUGUUGUUGAGGAGGUGGAAAAUGCAAAUGCAUCUGAUAUGAAUGCCUCUGUACCUUAUGAGGUUCAUGAAUCUGUAGCUGAAAAUGAGAAACAUGUGGAAGUGGAAAAAGAAAAUGCGUGUAAUAUGAAUGACUCUCUACCUUCUCAUGAGGGUCAUGAAGCUAUAGCUCAACAUGAGAAGCAUGAGGAAGUUUUAUUGUGUUUCCCAUUAUAGAACAUGUUUCCCCUUUGUAUUCAUUAAUUAGUGCCUGACUUUCCUUUUUUGUUUGUCUCAUAUAUGUUUUGUCUGUGUGUCUGUAUGUCCUUUAAAAUGAAUUUCAGGGCGAAAAUGCAAAUGUGUCUGAUAUUAAUGACGAAAUACCUUCUGAUGAGGGUCAUGACACUGUAGCUCAACAUGAAAAGCAAGAGGAAGUGGCUAAUGCGCAUGUACCCUCUGAUGAGUGUCAUAAAGCUGAAGCUGAACAUGAGAAUUGUUAGGAAUAUUUAUGGUGUCCAAUCCUGGGACAAACAAGAAUAAUGAAGAAAUUGCACACGUUGCCGAGGGGGGUCAUGAAGCUCACGCUGAAGUUGUUGACAUGUUUGAAGCAGCUACUGAUGUUGGUCAGGAGGGCCGAAUUGGUGACAGGGCAACAUUUAUCAUAUCAAACAUCGUGCAUGAAGUGGAUAAUGCAAAUGAAUCCGAGAAUCAUGACUUUGUAUCUUCUGAUAAGGCGUAUUGGGAUGACGUGGUGGACGAGUGGCAAGUUGCCGCUAAAGGGGACUUGGAGACUGAGGCGGGUGACGUGGGUAUGAAAAGGAAAAAGUUUGCCUCUAAGUUCAAGCUUAGCCCUUUCACCAACCCUAAGCCAAAGCGGCUAAAAGCCAUGAACAAAGCAAAGGAUAAUAUCAGCCAAGUAGACGAGUGGACUAAUUUGAAGAAUUGGGUUGAAGCUGAAGACAGUGUUUCCCCUUCAAGUGUCAUGCUACGUGUCCAUGAACUCCUUGAAGUGAGCAGGAGUUUUCUCAGAGUCCUACUAUCUCCUGAUCACUGGAUGUCGAGCACGGUGAGAUCAUUGUACACCUAAACCUUUUGAGUUAAUGUUUUUUUAGAUUUUUUUAAACAUUGUUUGUUAUGUUUGUAGCACCUUCAUGCAAUAACGUACUUGCUAAAUAAAGACAUCGGUGCGCAUACGGUGACUUUGAUCAGACCCUACGUUGUGGUAUUCAUGUAAUUUCUUUUUCGUGAUAUGAUCUUUUUAAUAGCCUUAUAUUUUUUAAUUUAUAUAAUGUUUGUAGCAUAAAAUCCUUAAGAAAGAGAUAGGCAAUGACACACAUUGGAGUGGAGAUAAAUACCUGAAAAAGCUGGACUGGAAAUGUUUUACUACGGUAUUGUCUGUCUAAGUGUUGUAAACGUCUGUCUGUUAUUAUUUCACUAAUAUUUUGUCUGUCUCGAUAGAACACCUAGAAUUUUUGAUGAAUUGUUAAUUUUUGGCAGGUUUUGUUUCCUUUAAAUAUUGAAAAGAAGCAUUGGAUCUUGGCAGAAGUUGUGUUUGGGAGUAGACUGGUUAGAGUUUACGACUCGCUUAAGACUUCUAGGACUCCAUUUUAUGCUAAGGAGUUGUGUGAGCGGCUGCCUUACCUAGUUCGUGCAAUGGGUUUGCGUGCGGAUGAUAGUGAUUUGCAACCAUGGAAAGCAGAAGCUAUAGAUGUUGUGCCUCAACAAAAAGAAUCGUAUGAAAUUCAAUAUUAAUAUGCAUUGCAUUUAUUGUCUGUGGAAGUGUUGUAACUCUCUGUCUGGGAUAAUUUUGUCUGUCUACAAGUUGGGUGAAUGUGGCGUGAUGGUCCUAGCUUUUGCAGAGCAGCUACUCCAAGGAAAAUCAUUUCUUCCUGAUUGCGACUAUGGCAACAUGUCCAACAAAAGACUUGAAUAUGGUAUUCGGCUUUGGCGCUUGAAGAAGGAAGAUGCGUAGAGUGUUGUAGAAAUCAUUUUUAUUUCAACUUGUGGUUCGAACAAGUGUUGUUUUUGUGUAUCUGUUGAACUUCCAAACAAUACAUGGCUGGGGUAUUUUGGGGAAAUAUGUCGAAGUUUGUACAAUGUUUAGUACUAAAUGUUGUACAAUCUUCAACAAUUGGU
Molecule: messenger RNA, 3401 nt
Organism: Cuscuta epithymum
Lineage: Eukaryota; Viridiplantae; Streptophyta; Magnoliopsida; Solanales; Convolvulaceae
Source: the annotation of a GenBank genome assembly